This is a messenger RNA of Esox lucius (northern pike), 2505 nucleotides long. RefSeq names its product ATCAY kinesin light chain interacting caytaxin a (gene atcaya). NCBI's taxonomy places the organism in Eukaryota, Metazoa, Chordata, Actinopteri, Esociformes, Esocidae. Bases 842 to 1840 code for a protein of 332 amino acids. The record is from RefSeq and is a predicted model, not a curated record. The transcript has 12 exons. Gene Ontology annotation, cellular component: cytoplasm. Gene Ontology annotation, biological process: apoptotic process.
CACCUCACAGGGUCACUUCACAGGGCUACCUCACAGGGUCACCUCACAGGGUCAGCUCGCAGGGUCACCUCACAGGGUGAGUUGACAGGAGAUAGAUUGUCAGUAUGCAUAGUCUGCUGUGUAACCAUUAUUGCACUUGCAAGAUACACUUCAGAAUGUUACUGUUUGUUUCAAACACCUGGGCGAUUGUUACUGAGGAGAUGCUGUAUGAGGGGCGGUGAUGUUUGUUUCUGAAUUACUGGAGGGUAAUCAGCUCUAGUGCGAAGUGAGGGUUUCCCAGCGGGCAAGCCCUGCUCAGCCUGGCUAAUUAUACCUCUUUCAAAAUGGGUUGAAUAGAGGAAUUCAAAAUAUAACUUGAUUGACUCAUACAUCUGACUUAAAUUAUGAAAUUAAGAGCAUAAACAUAAUUUCAUGAACAGUAUUUUCGGAGGGUUAAAGGUAAGGAAAGGAAAGACAAUAUGAAAUAAAAAAAGAGGGCGAUAGAGAGUGCUUCCUGACAGCAGGCAGCAUCCUCUCUCUCUGUCUGUCUGAGUGAGCGGAGAAAAGGAGCAGGUGCAGCUUUUUCCUUAAAUGGUCGUGGGCUACGUCAUGUGACGCAGCUAACAGUCAACAACACAGCAUCACCAGGAAAAUGGUAGCAGAACAGGUUUAGGGAAGAAGAAUAGCAGCAUAUGUAUAAUUUGGCUCUGAAGGCUGAUGUGCCUGAGGCUCCGUUGAUCGACUGAAAGAAAGGAAUGCAUAACAUUUCAGGGACUGGGGCUGUGAAGUCAAUUUAUUGCCCGGAUCGUCUUUGAAAUCCUACCUCUGCUUUUUCAUAAGGCCACUUCCAGAGGACGGUGACAUGGAGACUCCCUGUGGCCUCACCGACGACAGAGCCUCUCCACCCAACUCUCUGAAUGUGAGUGCAGGUGGAGGAGGGUCCACCCAUCGUAAGCGGCGUACAUUAGUCGCGCCAGACAUGAACCUUUCCCUGGACCACAGCGAGGGAUCCCUGCUGUCUGAUGACUUCCUGGAUACGCCAGAUGACCUAGACAUCAAUGUGGACGACAUUGAUACCCCUGACGACAACGACUCCCUGGAGUUCAUCACCAACGGCAACGAGCUGGAGUGGGAAGAUGACACGCCGGUGGCCAACGCCAAAGCAGGGCCCGGUGGCGGGGAGGAGGAGGAUGGCGCCGACGGGACGGGCGGUAACGGGCGCCUGUGGAGGACGGUGGUCAUUGGGGAGCAGGAGCACCGUAUUGACAUGCAGGUCAUCAGGCCGUACCUUCGCGUCAUCACCCAUGGGGGUUACUAUGGUGAGGGACUUAAUGCCAUCAUAGUGUUCUCUGCCUGCUACCUACCUGACAGCAGCUCUGCAGAUUACCACUACAUCAUGGAGAACCUCUUCCUGUAUGUGGUCAGCAGCCUGGAAAUGCUGGUUGCUGAGGACUAUUUGAUCAUCUAUAUGAAUGGAGCCACACCACGGGGAAAGAUGCCAGGCAUUGGAUGGCUAAAGAAGUGCUAUCAGAUGAUUGAUAGGAGACUUAGAAAGAACCUGAAGGCUCUGGUCAUCGCCCACCCCACCUGGUUUAUCCGCACUGUCCUGGCCAUAUCCAGGCCCUUCAUUAGUGUGAAGUUUAUGAAUAAGAUCCAGUAUGUGCACAGUUUGGAUGAAUUGGCAGAAAUCGUGCCCAUGGAACAUGUGCAGGUCCCGGAGUGUGUCGUGCAGUUUGAGGAGGAAAGGAUCAAAGCUCGAAAAGAAAGGAUGGAGCAGGAACAGGAGCAGCGAAACCCACAUGAGUCUUCUACAGCCAAGCCAGAGAGACCCAAGUCAAUGAUCGCAGAGCAAGGAAUCUGAAAAGGUCCUGCUCCUCUUUAUUCAUCUUAUGUGCUUGAAAGACAUUUGGAGCAUGAAAAUGAGGUCUCAUAGGAUGGAAGAUAAAGGCCAACAAACUGGUUUAAUGUAUCAAUAAUAUGCUGAAUAGUAAUACUUGUUCUAUCAUAAUGUUAACCACCAAUACACCAACACACCCCCCCCCCCCAAACACACACACACACACACAUCCACUCACACAAACCCACACACUCCUCUGAGGAACUUGGCAACUGAUUCCAUCAGGACAUGCCAAGGAAGGUACAGUCCACACAGCUACUGUCUGUUACUAGAAAGUCUGGGAAAGCCAUUACUUCAUUUUACAACCACUGGAAGUAGUUAAUUUUGGACUUACCCCAAAGUUCCCAUAAUAAAUGUUAUAUCAGUUUGAGAUAUAGACGGGUGAACUAACUUUACCGGACUGUAUUUUGUCUUUAACAAGGUCCAGAGUGCCUCACCGAAUAUGGUUUGUACAUUUGCCAUCACCUUUCUAGCUUUCAGGUUGGUGAUUAUUAGAUAUCUGGACACAGUCAAGAAACGAUAUGAAUGUAAGUUCAUUAUCUAAAUUUGCUUGCGGUUAUUUUAAAAUACUGUAUAUUUAUUUUUAUUCUUUUUAUUAUUGUUUCCCAUGUCUGACCUGAGGAAAAAUA